CAGCCUGUCACUCGCCCAUUCCGGACAUGCAUAAUAUAACAUUACUGUGCCGUCUGUCUUCGAUGCGCCGGUCAUCUUUGCUUUACAAUACCACGGAUAUUCACUCUCGUUUUGAGGCAAUUGAAUCACAGGUCUUUUCUGGACUGAAUUGAUCUGCCCUUUUCGGACUUUUUCUGCUUUUGUUGCUGUUGCUCUCGGCCUGGGCAGGCAGGGCCGAACCUUGUCGCAAAGCGCGCCGCUCCCUACUUAGUUUACUGCCAAUUCACUUUGAGGAUCGGAAUAUCGUCUGAACCCGCAACAAAGAACUGAAGCCAUGGCUCGUACAAAACGCACGGCGGUGCAGCGCGAGCCGUCUUCAGAAUAUAUCAGCAAAGCCGACCGGCCCGCGCAACGCGGCGAUGAUCUCGCGGCGCCGAAAUCCGAGGAUGCGGCGCUGCCGGCCAAAGCCGAUGCACCUCUGCCACCAAUUGUGCCUAGGGAUGUCGGUCUUACGCAGCUAGUGAUCUCGGUCGCGGGUAUCUACGGCUCUUUCCUUACCUGGGCCUACCUACAGGAGAAGCUCACGACGACAAACUAUGGGCCUCCCGGGUCGCCGCCUGAGGUGUUCAAGUUCCCCGUGUUCCUCAACACCAUUCAGUCCAUCUUCGCCGCCGCGACGGGCUUCGUGUACCUAAUUACCAGCACGCCUAGGGGCCGCCCCGUUCCCCCCAUCAUCCCGUCGCGGGCCAUCCUUGGCCCUCUCCUCCUGGUCGCGCUGACGACGGCGCUGGCCAGCCCCUUUGGCUACGCGAGCCUGGCGCACAUCGACUACAUCACCUUCCUGCUCGCCAAGAGCUGCAAGCUACUGCCCGUCAUGUUCCUGCACAUCACGCUCUUCCGCAAGCGCUACCCCAUGUACAAGUACCUGGUCGUCGCGGCCGUCACGGCCGGCGUAGCCGUCUUUACGCUGCACAGCGGCUCCAACAAGAAGAAGUCGGCGGGCAGGCCGUCGUCGGGCCAGACAUCCUGGGGUUUGCUGCUGCUCAGCAUCAACCUGCUCUUUGACGGCCUGACCAACUCGACCCAGGACUACAUCUUUACCGCCUUUAGGCCCUACACGGGCCCGCAGAUGAUGUGCGCAAACAACAUGAUGAGCACUAUCGUCACGGGCCUGUACCUCCUCCUCAGCCCCUAUCUCGUCCAGACCGGUCUGGGCAGCUGGCUGGGCAUGGACGUCGUCGCAGGCAGCGGCGCUGGAGAGUUGCAGAGCGCCCUGGCUUUUAUGCGCCGCUACCCGUCCGUCUGGAGGGAUGUCCUUGGCUUUGCGGCGUGUGGUGCCGUUGGCCAGGUCUUUAUUUUCUACACGCUCGCGACAUUCUCCUCGGUCCUCCUGGUCACGGUCACGGUCACACGCAAGAUGUUCACCAUGAUCCUCUCGGUUAUCGCCUUUGGCCACCGCCUGACCCAGAUGCAGUGGCUGGGUGUUGGUCUGGUGUUUGGCGGCAUUGGAGUCGAGGCUGCCAUUGCGAGGCAGGAGAAGAUGGCCAAGGAGGCGGCCAAGAAGAAGGCCGGUGGCGGUGAGAAGAAGGAGCUUUAAAGGAGCUGUUUCUAUUUUUUUCUUGGCGUGUACAUAUACCAACCUGGGACAGUGUUUUGAUGUUUGAAUCCCUUCGUUUUUCUCCACAAAAAUAGAUAGAGAUCUUCCAAACAAAUGAUUCAGCUUGUCAGUGAUGUA
This is a messenger RNA of Pyricularia oryzae 70-15, 1714 nucleotides long. RefSeq lists its product as uncharacterized. Bases 314 to 1576 code for a protein of 420 amino acids. The transcript has 3 exons. NCBI's taxonomy places the organism in Eukaryota, Fungi, Ascomycota, Sordariomycetes, Magnaporthales, Pyriculariaceae. The record is from RefSeq and is a predicted model, not a curated record. Gene Ontology annotation, biological process: UDP-galactose transmembrane transport. Gene Ontology annotation, cellular component: Golgi membrane; endoplasmic reticulum membrane. Gene Ontology annotation, molecular function: UDP-glucose transmembrane transporter activity; UDP-galactose transmembrane transporter activity.